Molecule: messenger RNA, 219 nt
Organism: Austrofundulus limnaeus
Lineage: Eukaryota; Metazoa; Chordata; Actinopteri; Cyprinodontiformes; Rivulidae
Product: transcription initiation factor TFIID subunit 9
Biological process (GO): RNA polymerase II preinitiation complex assembly; DNA-templated transcription initiation
Cellular component (GO): SAGA complex; transcription factor TFIID complex
Molecular function (GO): RNA polymerase II general transcription initiation factor activity; transcription coactivator activity; protein heterodimerization activity
Source: RefSeq, a predicted model, not a curated record
GUGAUGAUCCAGAUCCUGAAGGACAUGGGGGUGACUGAGUACGAGCCGAGGGUCAUCAACCAGAUGUUGGAGUUCACCUACAGAUACGUUACGACCAUCAUCGAGGACGCCAAGAUCUACGCCACACACGCCAAGAAAUCUAGCGUGGACACCGACGACAUCAAACUGGCCAUCCAGUGCCGCAUGGACCAGUCCUUCACCUCGCCGCCGCCUCGAGAC